AUGGCGAAACAACGAUCAUCACCACCCUCGCUCCGGCGACACCCCUCCGUCCUCACGGCCGCGGCCGCAGCGGCAACAGCCCUCUACCUGCCCCUCGCCUCCGCCUCCCAACCCGGCGCCGCGUCUCCCGUCCCCGCCCCGAUGCGCGACCUGACCUGGGGCCAGGUCAACUUCCUCCACACGACCGACGUCCACGGCUGGCUCGGCGGCCACCUCCUCGAGCCGCAGUACUCGGCCGACUGGGGCGACUACGUCUCUUUCGCGGAGCACAUGCGCCGCAAGGCCGACGAGCAGGGCGUCGACCUCCUCGUCGUCGACACGGGCGACCGCGUCGAGGGCAACGGCCUCUACGACUCCUCGUCCCCAAAGGGACUCUUCACCUAUGACAUCUUCAAGGAGCAGACCAUCGACGUCAUCUGCACAGGCAAUCACGAGCUCUACCAGGCCGACGCCGCCCAGCGCGAGCACGACAUUACGGUGCCAAACUACCGGGAAAACUACAUCGCGAGCAACCUCGACUACAUAGACCCCAAGACGGGCGACCGCGUGCCGCAGGCGCAGCGGUACCGCAAGUUCAAGACCAAGAACCAGGGUCUCGAGGUCGUCGCCCUCGGCUUUCUCUUCGACUUCACCGGCAACGCCAACAACACCGUCGUCCAGCCGGUCGAGGACACAAUCAAGGAGGAGUGGUUCAAGACGAUGCUGCGCGAGGAGAAGCCCGACCUCUUCGUCGUCAUCGGGCACGUUGGCCUGCGCAUGCCCGAGUUCAAGGCAAUCUUCACCGCCAUGCGCAAGGAGGCCUGGUUCGCGCCCAUUGCCUUCUUUGGCGGCCACGCCCACGUCCGCGACGCCCUCUCCUUUGACAGGGAGGCGUACGCCAUCGCCAGCGGUCGCUACGGCGAGACCAUCGGGUGGAUGUCGAUCAACAACGUCAAGAAGAAGUCCAAAUCUACCACCGCCGACGGCGAGGUGUCGGACGAGGCCGCGGCAUCAGUCUCCUUUUCCAGAAAGUACAUUGACAAUAACCUGCUGGGCCUGUACCACCACACCGGCCUCAACGAGACGACCUUUCCGACAGAGCACGGCAAGAACGUCAGCAAGCUCAUCACAAAAGCCCGCAAGGCCCUCGACCUGGACUACAAGUACGGCUGCGCGCCCCAAGACCUAUGGGUGAACCGAGCCACGUACCCGGGCAACGACAGCAUCUUCACCUGGCUCGAGACGCAAGUGCUCCCCGACGUGAUCCACAAGGACGACAGAAAAGACGUGCCCCGACUGGUCAUCGUCAACACGGGCGGCCUCCGCUUCGACAUUUUCAAGGGCGCCUUCACAAAGGACAGCACCUACAUCGUCUCCCCUUUCACGAGCACCUUCAAGUACAUCCCUGACGUCCCCUACCCCGUGGCCAAGCGCGUAAUCGAUCUCCUCAAUAAGGCCGGCAAGAUCUUUGAGGAAACAAAUACGCACGAUGCCCGCUUCAUGAACAUCCCGGAGAUGAUGUACCCCAAGGACGACGUCGUCAUGCUCAAGACAAAGGAGAAGGAGACGGAGGGCGAACCCCGCCGCCUGGAACUCCGCCACGCGUCCGACGACCAGCAACCGCUAUCCGAUGGGAACGACAAGUCCAAGAAGCCAGACCUCAUUGGCGGAUACACCACCAAAGACGACAUCGGCACCGACGGCGACGACACGGAGCACUCACCCAUCACAUUUUACGAAGUCCCCAACUGCAUCCAGACCGAAAUCGGGUUCCCCAAAGAGGGUGAGCCGGAAAAGGUGGACCUCGUCUUCAUCGACUUCAUCUUGCAGUGGAUCAUUGUCGCGCUCAAGUUCAGCGGCGGCGAAUACAGCGAGAAUGACGUGUUGACCUGGUCCGACGAGACGCUGACGUACAAGAUGGGCGAGUGGAUCAAGGAGAACUGGAAGGGAGACUGCUAA
Molecule: messenger RNA, 1938 nt
Organism: Colletotrichum orchidophilum
Lineage: Eukaryota; Fungi; Ascomycota; Sordariomycetes; Glomerellales; Glomerellaceae
Product: calcineurin-like phosphoesterase
Exons: 1
Coding region: 1-1938 (645 amino acids)
Biological process (GO): nucleotide catabolic process
Cellular component (GO): cytosol
Molecular function (GO): hydrolase activity
Source: RefSeq, a predicted model, not a curated record